Messenger RNA from Cotesia congregata, 528 nucleotides. NCBI's taxonomy places the organism in Eukaryota, Metazoa, Arthropoda, Insecta, Hymenoptera, Braconidae. The record is from the annotation of a GenBank genome assembly.
AUGUCAGAAAAAAAUAAAAUCUUAAAAAACACAAAUAUAUACAUCGACAACGAUCUCACUAGCCAACAACUAUUGGUGGCAAACAAACUACGAAUUUUCGCCAGGGAAAAUAAAGACAAGCAAAUAAAAAUAGGUGGCCAAAGAGCCCUAAUAGAAAAUAGCUGGUUGUAUACAUGGGAUGUUACAAACGACAAAAUAAUUCCAAUAACGACCAAACCCAAACCCAGCAACAGUCCUUACUCUCAUGUCACUAAUAUCGCCAAAACAUCAAAGCAGGUGCCAGCAAUCAGGACAAAUCAACUUGGUCGAGCAAGUGGAGGGAUCCUGCUUAUUAAGCGUAAGUCAAUCCAUUGUAAAAUUCUUAAUCAUUCUAAAAACUGGAUACUAGUCUUAAUAACAUGUUUUACAUUCAAGCUACUGUGCGGAUUCGUCUACUUUCGCCCACAUGAAGACUUGUGGGUAGAUCUAGCAAACCUCUACAGCAACCUUGAAUCAACUUACACCGAAUUCAAUGCAUUACCAUUCUAA